Molecule: messenger RNA, 986 nt
Organism: Pelobates fuscus (common spadefoot toad)
Lineage: Eukaryota; Metazoa; Chordata; Amphibia; Anura; Pelobatidae
Gene: TRAPPC3L
Product: trafficking protein particle complex subunit 3L
Exons: 6
Coding region: 84-677 (197 amino acids)
Biological process (GO): intra-Golgi vesicle-mediated transport; endoplasmic reticulum to Golgi vesicle-mediated transport
Cellular component (GO): cis-Golgi network membrane; cytosol; TRAPP complex
Source: RefSeq, a predicted model, not a curated record
GGCAAAAUAUCUUGGAAGACAAAUCGCAAAUUCAGAAGGGCUAAACUACAGACGAUUAUUAUUCUGAUCUUCAUAUUAUCAGGAUGUCAAGGUCAUCAAACAGAAAACAAGAAAUCUACAAAAUAGAUUGGCAUUUACCAGCGGUCUCAUCCUCUGCUGCAGCACAUCACAUUAGCAGAGAUAUAUUUGUGCUCACCUAUGGAGUAUUAGUGGCACAACUUUGUCAAGAUUACCCAAGUGACGAAGAUGUAAACAAAUGCCUGGACACAAUGGGUUACAACAUUGGAAUUAGGCUAGUGGAAGAUUUUUUGGCUAAUUCUGGUAUAAAGAAGUGUCGAAGCUAUAGUGAAACUGUUGACAUAAUAGCAAAGGUAGCUUUUAAAAUGUACCUUGGGAUUACUCCGACAACGAUUGGAGCAAAUGAUGGAGGCAAUGGAUUUUCCCUGGUUUUGGAUAAAAAUCCAUUAGUUGACUUUGUUGAAGAGCUCCCAGCUGGACGGCCAUCACUGUCCUACUGCAACCUUCUAUCAGGAGUCAUCAGAGGUGCUUUGGAAAUGGUCCACUUACCUGCUGAUGUUACUUUUAUUCAAGAUAUACUGAAAGGAGAUGAUGUAACUGAAAUCGGAAUAACAUUUCUAAGGAAACUUGACGACAAAAAAUCAAAACGGAAAAAAUGAAGAUAUUCCUUCAGCAAGAUUUAUAUGUGUCUUUCCAUAGAUAUUGGCCUGUUAUUUAUUUCAGUUUAACCAAGUGAAAAAAAAAUGGGGUCUCAUAAAUCCACCUAUUCUUUCAAAUAAUAUCGAUAACUAUAGGUCUCCUAUAUUCUUCAUGCAAAACUUUUAAAUGGGAACCAACACUUUACAGGAUUGUUAUUGAUAUAUUAAUGUAUCCCCUUUAUUUAACAAAUAUGUGUAGAUACGGAAGAUGUGAAAUUUAAAAUUUAAGAAACACUCCGGGCACCAUAACAACCUCUUAAAACGCAAUCA